This is a messenger RNA of Pneumocystis jirovecii RU7, 681 nucleotides long. RefSeq lists its product as uncharacterized. The transcript has 5 exons. Bases 1 to 681 code for a protein of 226 amino acids. Gene Ontology annotation, biological process: signal transduction; positive regulation of protein phosphorylation; cell division. Gene Ontology annotation, molecular function: protein kinase activator activity. NCBI's taxonomy places the organism in Eukaryota, Fungi, Ascomycota, Pneumocystomycetes, Pneumocystales, Pneumocystaceae. The record is from RefSeq and is a predicted model, not a curated record. Gene Ontology annotation, cellular component: nucleus; cytoplasm.
AUGAGUUUCUUUAAUAGCUUUGGGAAGAUUGGACGAUAUUCACGUCUUAAGAAGUCUUCUGUUGGGAAUUAUGCACAAGGAUCUCAGCAGGAUAGUCGAAAACUAUUCUUAUGCCAGCCUUUUGUUAAGACAGCACUUGUUAAAGGGAAUUUUGCAACAAUUGUAGCACUUCCGAAAUAUAUUGAUUUGAAUGAAUGGCUUGCACUAAAUGUAUUUGAGUUUUUUACAUAUUUGAAUCAGUUUUAUGCAGUAUUUGCGGAAUUUUGUACACCACAAAACUGUCCAUCUAUGUCGGCGGGUACAAAUAUAAAUUAUAUGUGGUUUGAUAACAAUCGGAAACAAAUACAACUGUCGGCACCCCAAUAUAUUGACUGUGUCUUAGCAUGGGUUAAUAAUCGACUUAGCGAUGAAAAUACCUUUCCAACGAAAGCGGGUCAUGCAUUCCCUCCUAACUUUUUUAUUAUUGUAAAGUCUAUGUAUAAACAACUAUUCCGAGUUUUUGCACAUAUAUAUUAUUCACACUUUGAUCAAAUUCUCCAUUUAUCUCUUGAAGCACAUUGGAAUAGUUUUUUCGCACAUUUUAUAUCUUUUGGAAAAGAAUUCGAACUUUUAGAUAAACAUGACAUUGAUCCUCUACGUGAUUUAAUUGAUUUAAUGGUAAAAAUGGGGAUUAUUGCAUAA